Nymphaea colorata (pocket water lily) is the source of this 1814-nucleotide messenger RNA. RefSeq lists its product as uncharacterized. The transcript has 11 exons. The coding region runs from base 600 to 1370 and encodes 256 amino acids. The record is from RefSeq and is a predicted model, not a curated record. Lineage: Eukaryota; Viridiplantae; Streptophyta; Magnoliopsida; Nymphaeales; Nymphaeaceae.
AAAAUGGAACGGGAGGAGUUCCAACGGGUGCCUUCAUUCCCAUCCCUGUACGUCAAAAGCUUUCUUGCAAACUAACCUUUCUUUGAUUUGGUUCUGUUUUAUUCUCGCCCGUCGAGAAACCGUAUAGGUUUCACUUUCCGGUUCUGUGGAUGUUCCCGGCCAAUGGUUGAUUGCUCUGCAGUUUGCUCUUCCAGGUUCCUGCCGAUCAACGAGGAGAUUGGAUUUUGCAGAUAGAUCGUGGCAAACAAUUUUAGUACUUUCUGCCUUUUUUUUUCCGGUGAAGAAGGUGGAGUAAUGAUGGCUGAGAUAUCUUAGACGCUCGCACUUUAAGCCUUUAAGUCUACAUGGUCAAGAAGCCAAACAUUGUCAUGCCACGGGCCAAGCUGUUUUUGGAUUAGCUACACUGGAUGGAGAGACAUCUGCUUGGUGAUGUUUGUAGUAGCUCUGGAUCCGAGAUCAGACUUGCACUUUGUUAUCUGCGAUGAUUCUCAGUGUUUCAGUGGAACAAGCAUAGGCAAUAAAAUUUAGGUGGGAUAUGGAAACAGUUAUCUGGUCCUGAGGCCUAUUACAUUGAGUUAUUCAUAAAGCAGAUCCCUUGCAUGGAAGCAGGAAACAACUCUGAUGACAGCCUUGGAGGAAGCCGUGUUAUCCAAGAGUACUUUGGAACUCCAGAAUCAUCUGCCAACAUCCCAUCAUCAGAAAAGUAUGGGAAUUUACAAACACCAGAGCAACAUAAUUUAAGUUUCUGGGUCAAGAAGAGGCUAUUUAGGCCAUCAUCUCUGCGGAAGAUGUUUAGUUUACCAAGGAUACCCUGGAUAUCUGGCUCAGAAAAUGAUGAAAAGGUUGAAUUGACUAAAGCAGAAAUUGAAUCAAUUCGUUUGGAGAUUGCUACUGCAGAGGAGAGGGAAGCACAUCUUAAAGCACAAUUGGAACAUGUUGACGAGAUUUUAAGAUCUGCACGGCUUGCUGGCUAUCUGUAUACACGAACUGUAAUUUUUGACCUGCUUACAUACUUGAGAUGGACGGCUCUGCCUUGGGAACCACCUGUUGAUGAUGCAGAUAUAGAUGACUGGCUUCAACAUUUCAUGGUCCUUCAUGGAUCAUGCAUCUUUUUAUACUUGCACUCAUCAGAUUUGAGCCCUCAAGACUCCAUUCUUUUGACCGAAAUUGUUGAAGUUGGCGUUCUACCAAGUUUCAUACACCAUGAAAAUGAAACCAGAUAUUCAUUUUCUAUGCUCACUCGUCAAGGGCUUCGCUAUGAGUGCUCCAGUUCUUCCAAAGUACAGGUGGAUGCAUGGUUGUCAGCCAUCAGGAUUGAGUGCAAAAUGGAUCCUUCCAGUGAUACUCCUCAGGACUCGAGCAAAUUAUAGUUAGAAGUUUUCACUUCUUUGUACAUAACGAGCUACUGUACAUUAUGCAGAAAGAUAUAAGACGUCUCAUUCUUUUCGGAGUUGCAUGCCUUCAAUGUUGUGCUUCGUCUGGACAACCGAUUACAGAUUUUUCUUCCAUCGCCCUGACGAAGAACCCGCAAGUUGGCGUUCCUCGCACAGUCAUUUUCAAGGGGUGUUUUGCUGAAAAUAAGGGUGGAAAGAACGGUCAAGUCGUCAAUCGUCAACGGUGGAAGCCCCAUCAGCGACCAAUUCUGGAAGCGAUUCUGGACCCAGUAGCAGGGGAAGGGCUUCGGCUUCUUUGGGUAGGCGUGAAAUGGUAAAUACAGAUACUGCGGAACGCUUGGCUCAUGCGUCUUGUUCCAGUUUUUGCUUAUCUAAUAAAUGGAAUUAAAUUAAAGUGAAGCAUGUAAGAAUUAUCAUUAA